Molecule: messenger RNA, 1420 nt
Organism: Daphnia pulex (common water flea)
Lineage: Eukaryota; Metazoa; Arthropoda; Branchiopoda; Diplostraca; Daphniidae
Gene: Csp
Product: dnaJ homolog subfamily C member 5-like
Exons: 8
Coding region: 246-1001 (251 amino acids)
Biological process (GO): regulation of neuromuscular synaptic transmission
Cellular component (GO): type Is terminal bouton
Source: RefSeq, a predicted model, not a curated record
GUUCUCUCCCACUCACACCGCGAUUCUAGUCUGCGCAUUGAUCCGAUUGCCGAGCAUGAAUGCUGCCGAUAACUGAACUGUCAAAGGCUGAACGUAAAAAAUCAGCGGCAUUUAUAUCAUUAUACAACUGUCGUUGGUGUAAGUUCCAUUCUUAAAAAAUCUGUUUGAAUUUGAACACGCCCAGUGACUCGCAAGGCGUAUUUUGCAAUUGUGGUCGGUAUCCAAUAAAACAGACCUAAAAAGACAUGGACAAACGCCGCUAUUCAACUACGGGUGACUCUUUGUAUAUUUGCAUGGACUUAACCAAGCAGGCUACAAGUGAUGACAUCAAAAAAGCAUAUCGUAGAUUAGCUCUCAGGUACCACCCUGAUAAAAAUCCAAGCCCAGAAGCAGCUGAGAAAUUCAAAGAAGUUAACCAUGCUAAUUCAAUAUUGAGUGAUUCAACCAAAAGAAACAUUUAUGAUAACUAUGGUUCACUCGGGCUCUACAUUGCUGAACAAUUUGGUGAGGAAAAUGUCAACACAUACUUCCUAGUCACGUCAGGGUGGUGCAAAGCUUUGUUUAUUGGUUGCGGAAUAAUAACUGGAUGCUACUUCUGCUGCUGCUGUUGCUGUUGUUUCAACUUCUGCUGUGGAAAAUGCAAACCUAAAGCCCCUGAUGAGACAGGAGAUUAUCAUAACUUUCAGUUGAUUCAAUAUCCCACACAGGACGGACAUCAAGAAGGUGCUGCUGCUAGUCAGCAGCCCAUUAUAGUUGAACAACCGCGGAGCCAGAAAGAGAAUGACGACAGCAGUGACGAGGAUGAAGCAGAGGAAGUCAGAAGUGCGGCAAGAGAAGCGAUAUCUGUUCAACCUGAAUCACGGAAUGUCACCGAAACAACAGGCCUUAAUCCAUCGGACAAGCCGCCAACUUACGCUGCAGCAACAUCGCAGAGCGGAACACCGCAACAUGGUUCAACAGCAAAGGCAGCCAUACCUAUUCAAAGCCAUCAUGAUCCAUGAAUACGUUCGUCUCGAUUGGCCACUAUAGGAAACGGCCGUAAAACUUUUCAAUUAUUUUAAAAUAAUAGUUCCACUACCCUACUACAUUUGGAUGACCGAUAAAUUAACUAGAUUGUCCGUUUAUUUACUUUUCAUAAAAUUUUGAAUAACGGUUCAUUUUCUGGAAUCAUUUUGGUAUUACAAUUUCAGUGUGCAUUAUUCGAUUAUGCUUAGAGUAAAACGCCUGUCAUUUUCUCUCUGCUUUCGAAUUUUGAUUAAUGUAUUUUCCCGUCUUUUUAGCAGACAUUUUCAUUUGUCUCUUUGGUCAUUGACAUAUGGAUGAUUACUUGUUGUAUUUCUUUUCUAUUUCUCUCAGUUUUGUACAAUUAUUCGCCCAAAUGGUAUACAAAAUAUAGUCGUGUGUAUGUGGUACAGUAAAA